AUGGAGAAAAUGUGGAAGGAUAGAAUCAAGGCGUUAGGACAAGAGGUUUGUUUCACUAUGGGCAAUAAUGGUGAAGGAUCAACUGUGUUUUCCAUGGCUCCACCAAUGAAUGGAGCUGGGGUCGUAAUCUACACGUUUAUACUAUGCUUAUGGCUUGAAGUGAGGAAGGGUUGGCCCAUGCAAGGAAAAAAGAAAGAUAUACCUAUCCCCGUGGGGUCAGAUGAAAAUAUUACUCAAAGUCUUCAACCAUCGCCGUCACCAGCACCGUCACCAUCGCCAUCAUCAUCACAAGGCAUUCCAGUAAUUACAAGACAUGAAAGAAAAAGGACCCUUUUUGAUGGAAUUGAAGAAGGUUUAGCGAGAGCAAGAGCUGCUAUUUACGAAGCAGUUCGGUCACGAAACUCUUCAUCACACAAGGAGGGGAGUCACAUCCCCAGAGGAGCCAUGUACAGAAAUCAAUAUGCUUUUCAUCAGUUAAGUUACGAUUUCGUUUUCUUCUUCUGUUUUCUUUACCUGUUGACUGAUAAAGAUGGAACUCGAAUCGAAGACCUCGCUGCCAUUCUUGUUCUAGGAAGAGUUCCCACUUGA
Molecule: messenger RNA, 588 nt
Organism: Dovyalis caffra
Lineage: Eukaryota; Viridiplantae; Streptophyta; Magnoliopsida; Malpighiales; Salicaceae
Source: the annotation of a GenBank genome assembly